Messenger RNA from Stomoxys calcitrans (stable fly), 6747 nucleotides. It is a transcript of the gene Lk6, whose product is annotated as probable WRKY transcription factor protein 1. NCBI's taxonomy places the organism in Eukaryota, Metazoa, Arthropoda, Insecta, Diptera, Muscidae. The transcript is spliced from 6 exons. Gene Ontology annotation, molecular function: calcium-dependent protein serine/threonine kinase activity; ATP binding; calmodulin binding. Bases 1849 to 6237 code for a protein of 1462 amino acids. Gene Ontology annotation, biological process: protein autophosphorylation; peptidyl-serine phosphorylation; intracellular signal transduction. Gene Ontology annotation, cellular component: cytoplasm; nucleus. The record is from RefSeq and is a predicted model, not a curated record.
CGAACAAAAAUCAGUCAUCAUCAGACCAUCAAUCGAAACGGAUUGCCUGCGCGAAACAUGCGGUAGCUAACGACGGAAACAGCGCAGCUUACGGUGACAGCGCAGCGACGCAGAACGCAAAGAAAACGGCUUUUGUCCGCUACUUCAGCGAAUGUUUUUUGUUUUUUUAAGUUACAACGCAGAAAAUAUUAUUAAACCAACCAACAAACGGCGGCGGCGACACCAACGUUCAUCGUCGACUACCAAACACACAACUGAGUUUUUGAUUUUCUCCAUUUAACACCACCAAGGAAGGGUACGGCGUUUUUGUGCCACCGUACUUGCUAUACCUUUCCUCCAUAUGCCCCCGAUCAGAAAGAUAUAAUAUUAUCCACAAUAUACAUAUGUGAUGAAAAUAGCAACACAAGAAAAAAUUCAAACCCACCAUCAACCAAAAAGCUUAAUGAAUUGCAAUAGUUUCUACUGGAAAAGCCAAGACAAUCCCAGGAUUGGAAAGGAGCACCACUACCAAAAAAAUCAAAGGAAAAUUUUAUACACAUUACAUACUAUUUUUCUUAAGCACCAUUUGCACCAACAACGAAAACAACAACAACUAUACCACUAAUACUGCUGCACUCAACCCAACAAAUUAAAAAUAGAAUUCCUUUGCAGAGCAGUGGCAGAGCAAUACUUACAAGAGGAAACGCCAUCAACGAGCAGAGAGAGCUAACUGAGCAGAGCAGAGCAACGCAGCCCCAACCAGACCACGGUAGCUGCAACGUUUCUUUUGAUGAUAUUCUCAAACUCCUAAAACUAAAAUUCAAAAAAUUCCUUGGAAUUUGGCGAAUACAAAAUUUCAUUCUUCCACUUUCUACCACUAAAUCUUCGAAGCUUUCUUCAGCGGUAGAAAGAAAAAUCUUUUGUGAAUUUAAAAUUUUUGAUGCGCAAUUUUAAGGCCGCCUGCAGAGUUUCGAGGCAGCGCAGUGCAUAUGUAUUAUCUGCUGGCAUUGUGUGAGAAGGCAGCAGUAGCGCAAACUUUUGUUUAAACAAAAUAACAAAAUCUCAAAUAAACAUCCAAAAAAUUAAAAUAUCCCAUAAUUUCCUAAACUAAUAUUGAAAAAUUCCAAAACAAAAAUUAAAAUUCCUUCAACAAAUAUUUUUUUUUGAAAAAAAAUACUUUUUUAUACCAAAAAAAACUACUGGCCAACAUUUUUCUGUUUCUCGUGGACCACCAUUUUGAAAGAGAGCCAAAUUAAUCUGUCACUUUUGUGUGUGAAGAUAAAAUAACAACAGCUGCAGUUGAAAAGAAGAAGCAUUUCAGUGCAUUCAACAUUAUUGAGAGAGAGAGAGAAAGAGCGCGCAAAAGAGAAGAAAGCAGUUGCAGUCAGUGUUUGUGGUUAUUUUUUGUGUGAGAGGUGCAAAGGGAAAGCGGCAAGCAGUCAAGGAAAAAAGUGCAUUGACGUUUCUGUUAACGUUGCUAGUAUUUCCAACAAGUAGAAGGUGACUGCAAAAUAAGGUUGCUUUUACUCAACUGGUUUCAUUGGCCCACUCCCCCUAAGCCUAGAAGAGGAGACGAGGAAGCAAGCAAAAGAAAGGAGCCAAACUAAAAUACCGCACCACAAAAGCGCAACACUUAAAAUAAGAAGUCGUCUCGUUUUAUUUUCUUUUCAUACAAAAAAGUUGGAAAGUUGGUUUAUUUUCGAAAGUAUUUCCUUCAAAACCCACUCCGCGCAACGCUCUCAUCCCUCGAGAGUCUGCAAGUUCCAGCAUCACCAUAUUUGAUAGUAUUUGCAAAGUUAUUCCUUCACCCUUUCGCCUCCCUAUCCCUCCCAUCCAACCAAAACUCAAGCCAUCGUGAUCAGCGCAAACAUGGUUGAACGCAUUUUGGAAGAAACUACCUCUGAGGAUACGGAUAUAGUUGCCAAUAAUAAUCAUGGAAGAAGAAUCGUUGAAUCAUCUGCUGCCCUCACAUAUGCAGGUGUUGUUAUUAAUUCUAAUAGGAAUGGCGGUAUCAUCGAUUCGGUUCGCUCGACCACCGCACCCUCGCCUGUGAUAAUGAAUGCUAACGACAGCAACAUCAACAACAACACCGACAGCUGCAAUCCACUAAACCAACCAUCAGGUGAUCUAAAUGAACCUAGUCGCUAUAGCUGCGGUGAUGAUGUGUCGGGCAAUGAGUCCAGUGAUGCCCCGAAACUAACCGAAACCGAGCGUCAGGAGAAAUUCAAUCGCCAUAAGGAGGAAAUGCAAAAGAAGAAACGACGAAAGAAGAGAACGUCAUCAUGGCACUCGUCUACAUUUCAAGAGUUAUACAAGCUGACCGGUGAAAUUUUGGGCGAAGGCGCCUAUGCCUCGGUGCAGACUUGCGUCAGCAUCUACACCGACUUGGAGUAUGCCGUCAAGGUCAUUGACAAAAUUCCCGGUCAUGCACGUUCUCGUGUCUUUCGUGAGGUCGAGACCUUCCGCCAUUGCGAAGGUCAUCCCGGCAUUUUGCAAUUGUUGGAAUUCUUCGAAGAUGAUGAUAAGUUCUAUUUGGUUUUUGAGAAGAUCAACGGUGGCGCACUUUUAAGUCGCAUUCAAGAGCACAUUUGUUUUUCGGAACAUGAGGCUGCCCUCAUAAUCAAGGAAAUUGCCUUGAGUUUAGAUUUCAUACAUAAAAAGGGCAUAGCUCAUCGUGAUCUCAAGCCGGAGAAUAUAUUGUGUGUCCAUCCGGACAAAUUGUGCCCCAUAAAAAUUUGUGAUUUUGAUUUGGGUUCGGGUAUAACAUUUACCGCGGAUAUUUCGUCGCCGGUGGCAACGCCACAACUUUUAACACCGGUUGGUAGUGCCGAAUUUAUGGCCCCAGAAGUUGUUAAUCUUUUUGUUGGCGAAUCCAAUUAUUAUGAUAAACGCUGUGAUUUGUGGUCUUUGGGCGUGAUUGCCUACAUUUUGUUGUGUGGUUAUCCACCAUUUUCGGGUAACUGUCAACAAGACUGUGGUUGGAAUCGUGGUGAAAAUUGUCGCCGUUGUCAAGAGCUACUAUUUGAGUCUAUACAAGAUGGACGUUUUUAUUUCCCUGAUCCUGAGUGGACUGAUGUUAGCGAGGAGGCCAAAGAUUUGAUUAGUGGCCUUUUGGUUAAGGAUGCUCCCAAACGUUUGAGUGCUGAGGCAGUAUUGAAUCAUCCAUGGAUUAAAUUUUCCGAAAUGGAUGCAAACGAUAGUAAGAAGAUGGCAAAUCGUCGUAGAGCUUUAUUAACCGCUGGAAAUAUAAGACGCAAUAAAUCGGCACGUGAAAUCUCACGUUUUGCCGAAUCCGCUAUGGCUGUGAAGCGUGUUAUACUACAACAUUUCUCCAUGCGCUACGAUUAUAUGAUGGAACGUCCUAAUAUCUAUCAAUCUUCCCAAAUCGGUGAUAAAUCCCUGGAGCAUGUGGAAUUGCAGCCCUUCAAGGCUCAUCGUUCCAAGAGCCGUUCACGUCCCUCGCCCCUGAAUAUACAACAAUCCAUUAAUAACUAUGCCAAUCAUGGCAGUGAUGGAGCCAAUUGCAUUCCCAUAGUGCCCUGUAAUAAAUCUUCCAGAAUUUACAAUACUCCAUCGAUGAAUUUUUCACCACUGAAUACCCACAAUGAGGAAGACGAUGAUGGGGUUAUGGAAAAUCUAGAACAGAAGCACUUUGUUGAAGUCAAAUGGGAAGAGAAGGAGGAGGAGAAAAUUAAGAAGAAGAAGGAAGAGGACAACAACCAAAUACUUUCUAGUUAUUGGUAUGAAAAUGAUGAUGAUGGUGAUCAGGAUGAGAAGGAUCAUGGUGACAAUGGUGAUAUUAAAGAGAAUUCCCACAAUCAGCCACAAACAAAAAGCCAUGGUGGUUCAACUGAGGCUGAGAUAUAUUUAGAAAUAGAAAAGGGUAGUGGCCAACAGCCAGUGGUGUUGUAUGAGGAUGAGGAUGAUGAUAUUUUCCAAAAGGAUUCUUGGAUACAUGAUUUCGAUUAUUCAAGUGAUCCAAUGGUUAACAAAGACAUCGAUAGCUAUGGCCAAUAUGCUCAUAAUAAUGGUAAUGUUGUUAACAACAACAACAACAACAAUAAUAAUAAUAAUAAGGAUGAUGAUUAUGAUGAUGCAUAUCAUAGUGCCGCCAAUGACUGUAACAUUGAUUUGUUAAAGGAUGCCCCAGAGCAUCCUCUUGCAGAAGAUGUUGGUGUUGGCAGUGAGUUGAUGUUUAUUAGUUAUGCUAAUAAGCAACAGCGUAUUAAAAAGAGAAAGAAGAAGCAUAUGCAUAUGCAUAAACAACAACAAAAACAGCAGCAGCAGGCAGUUAAUACCGAGAUAUUGGAAAGUAUCAGUGAUUUAAAGGCAAUGCUACCUGAAGUAAUUGAUGAGACUGGCAAUAAAAUUGAUAAAAUCAAUUGCAAUGAUGAUGUUAAGGAUAACAAAGAGAAGGAUAAUCAAGUUAUCCAUGGAAUAGUAGUUGAUGACGCUAAAGACGACGACGACGACGACGAUUAUGAAGACGAAGAAAAUGAAAUUGUAAUGGAAAAUAAUAUUAAAAAUAAGCAACAACAACGUAAAAGGAAGAAGAAGAAAGCCUUGAAGAAAAAUAUGAAGAAGAAUGUGGCUGCUGAUCUUCGUCUAGCAGCAACUGGAGGAGAUGUGGUUAAAGGAAUCGAUGCCGUACCAACAGUAACUGUACCUAUGUUAAACAAAAAACCCACUUCAAGCCCACCACUUACAAAGAAGAAGCACGUCAAUGAUGUUUAUGAUGAUGACAAUGAUGCUAAUGGCAAUGGAUUAGAAGUUAUGCAAAAGAAAACCACAUCUCCCACCACUUCGAUACUGAAGACAUCUUCCAAUAAUAGAAACCAACAACCUUCUAGGGAGAAGCGACAAGAUUCCCCAGUGUUUAUUCCACAACGCUGUGUUUACUUUAACGAAAAUGAUGAUGCCUAUCACAACUAUGAUGCCGAAUUGGAGGAUGCCGAUGAGGAAGAGGAUGAUGAUGAUGAUGAUGACAUGGAUAGCAAUGAAGAUGAUAUGCUGGUUGGUGGUGUUAAAGAGCUGAAACUAAAUGUCAUUAAACGUCCAGUAGUGAAUGCUAGUGGCUCUGCUGAUGAUGAAGAGGGCAUUUUCAAAAAGCCCAUACAAUUCCAGGCCUAUUCCAGGCAGCAACGCCAAAAAACCCAUAAGCAACAACAAAAUCAAGCUCAACAGCAAAAGCAACAGCAGCAAGGACAUAACAACAAACGUUACAUCACCAAUAAAACGCAACAAGUGGCAACUAAGCCUUUGGAAAAUUGGAGGGAACGUAACAAUAACCAACAACAGCAGCAGCAGCAACACCAGACUAAUGCCUUAAAGAAUUUUAAAAAUCUAGACAAUCAUGCAUAUCGUAACAACAACAACAAUAACAACAAUGGCAAUAAAUAUCGCUCCAACACUGGUGCAGCAGUAGUAGGAGGAGGUUAUGCUGGGCACCAGGAGAAUGGCAAUUUCCCCCGCUGUGGCUCUCAACAGCAGCAGAUUUCAAAUCGUUGCAAUCCUUAUAUGUUGCCCAGUUAUUGUUAUCGCCAACAGGCUCGCACCAAUAGUGGUGGCAGCAGUGGUGGCGGUACCCCACCCUCUGAUAAUGAAUAUCAAGUAUUCGGCCACAAGUUCUCACCACCCAGCAGUGGCGGCAGUGGUGGAGGAGGGGAUAAUUCCGAGAUACGCAACUGGCGCAAUGACUGCAUCUAUGCCUCGGUGCGUAAUCAACCAUCCAGCAACCCUCAGGGCUCCCCUCAAAGAGCCUAUCAGCGUAAAUGUUAUUCCGAAGAAUCGCAAAUGGUACCCAUGUACCGUGGCAAUUAUCAACAUCAACAGCAGCAGCAACAGCCGCCACCGCAACGCAUAGGCUCGGGCCGCAUUGCUUUUCGUAGUGAGAACUUUCCAGGUUUUGCGAUUGGUUCCUAUGAUUCGUCCUACAACAGUUCAUCUCCCAUUAAUAUUGGUUUAUCUCCAACAACUGAAAGUUUAUUGUUACAACGACGCAUGCAACGCAAUGGUGGUGGCGGAGGCAAUGGCUAUGAAAUGGCCCUGUCAUCGUCUCCACCUUAUUAUGCCCAACAUCAACAACAUAACCAAUAUCAUGCUCAGCAGCAUCAUCAUCUUCAUAACUUUAAUCAAAGAAAUGGCAAGAAUAUGAUGAUGAUGAAUAACAACUCCAAUGAUUACUAUCAUCAUCAUCAUCACCAUCAUAAUCAACAUCAUCGCCAUCAGCCGCAACAACAGGCUGCCGCAAGUGGCUAGCCUUUACAACUGCUUGAGCUUAAUGAUGAGGUUAUUGGCACAGAGAGCCAAAGACGACGACGACGUGGAUGAGAAGUAGCACGAGCAGCAGCAGCAGCUGUGAGAGGAGUAACACGAUGUUGGUAGCAGGAGUAGCACUUAGGAGUAUGUCUAUGUCUUCGAUAUGAAGUAAACGAAGAUCAUAAUGAUGUUUACUACUACGAAAAGAAAGUGAUUUUUUCUUCAAAACAAUUUCCUUUAACAACAACAAAAAAAACAACAACAAUUUCCGCCAUAUAUUUUUCUACUAUUUUUUUUACCACACACACACACACAUAUUAUAAUUUUGUUUGAAAAAUUCUUUAUUAUACAUAUUCUUAUAUAUAUACAUAUUUAUUUAAAAAUCUUGAUGAAAGAUAAUGAAGAUGAAGAGAAGAGAAGAAGGAGUUUAAGCUUUAACUACGACUACUUACAACAACAUGAAGAAAAAAAGCUAAAAGUCACACAACAACAACAACAACCUACAAUCAA